UUCAGCCCGAGUUACAAACAUGUUUUGUUCUGUCUUCGACUUUAAGAAUGAAUUCACUAGAGGGCGCUCGACUCCAAAAAAAAAACCACCCACACUUCCGGUGCCUGCCUGUCGUCACAUUGUCCAACAUGGCUGCGUCCUUAGCAGGGACCUGCCGGUUGUUAUCGCGGCAUGGCUCGGUUAUUUAUCUCUGGCGGAACCGUCUUUGUCACACACACGUGUCUAAAUCUUAUUGUUCUUCCUCUACACACGGUGGACUCCUCUUGUCUUUGAAUAAACGCGGUGUUCUAAAGGAUUCUUUCCCAGAAGACGCAGCUCAUGACCGGCUUCCUCGGUUGCUUCAGUCCGGUGCUCAGACUGUUUACUGCGGCUUUGACCCCACGGCCGACAGCCUCCAUGUGGGGAACUUACUUGCUAUCAUCGGGCUGCUGCACUUUCGCGAUGCCGGGCAUCAUGUUGUCGCUGUGCUCGGAGGCGCCACAGCGCAAAUCGGGGACCCGAGCGGGAAAACACGCGAGAGGGAGAGUCUCUCCGCGGACGCCGUGGAGGUGAACACGCGCAGCAUCCGCGAGAGCAUCCAAAGAAUAUUCACCAACCACGAACUGCACUUUCACGACAUCUCCAGGAAGCUGGGCACCAUGACUGUAAUGAACAACCUGAGCUGGUACAAAGACUGGAGCGUGGUGGCUUUUCUGUCGGAGGCUGGCAGACGCUUCAGGAUGGGCACCAUGCUCAGCCGCCACAGUGUGCAGUCCCGGCUCAAGAGCGCAGACGGUAUGAGUCUGACAGAGUUCACCUACCAGGUGUUCCAAGCAUAUGACUUCUACCACCUCAACCAAGUCUAUGGCUGCAAAAUUCAGCUGGGAGGCACUGACCAGCUGGGCAAUUUGAUGUCCGGCCAUGAGUACAUUCACAGAAUGACUGGUGAGGAGGUGUUCGGCCUGACCAUCCCACUGGUGACCAGCUCUGUCGGGGACAAGCUGGGGAAGACAGCAGGCAACGCAGUAUGGCUCAACAGAGACAAGACGUCCCCCUUUGAGCUGUACCAGUUCUUUUUGAGACAGCCUGACAAUAAUGUGGAAGGGUACCUGAAGUUGUUCACCUUCCUGCCUCUGGCUGAAGUGGAGAGGCUGAUGGAGCAACAGAGGGAGGAUCCGGGUAAACGUCUCGCACACAAGCGACUUGCUGCAGAGGUGACAAAAUUGGUGCAUGGAAAGGAGGGCCUUGAAUCUGCAAAGAGAUGUACCAAUGCAUUGUACCACAGCAGCGUGCAGGCCUUGGAGGAAAUGAGCGAUGACGAGCUUCAGGAGCUUUUCAGGGAGGCUCCCUUCCACGAGAUGCUGCUGGAGCCAGGGACCACAGUGAUCGACACCUGCCGCAGAGUCAACGCAAUCCCACGUGGAGCCAGAGGGUAUCAGAUGGUUUUGGAUGGAGCAGUGUGGAUCAACCACAGGCGCACAGACAAAGCCGAACAAGUACUGAUCCCCAAACUCCACAUCCUGUCUAAUGGACUUACCUUGCUCAAAGUGGGCAAGAGGAACUUCUACAUCAUCAAGUGGCUCAAUCUCUGAAGUCCGCUGAUCUCGGCAAGGAAUCGGAUUACUGUAACGUCCUGGCUGGGAAGGUAGGCGGCUGCACCUCAGUAGGAUCAGAACGGAGACAUGGAUGGACCUGUGUUUUAGUAAGAUUUUUGGUGUAGCUGAGAUCACCAUCAUGUAAUUAUGUAUAUGUACAAAUGUGACAUUUAUCAAGAGUUAAGGGAUUAAAAAUAAUUUGUUAUAAA
Molecule: messenger RNA, 1783 nt
Organism: Solea solea (common sole)
Lineage: Eukaryota; Metazoa; Chordata; Actinopteri; Pleuronectiformes; Soleidae
Gene: yars2
Product: tyrosyl-tRNA synthetase 2, mitochondrial
Exons: 5
Coding region: 48-1571 (507 amino acids)
Biological process (GO): tyrosyl-tRNA aminoacylation
Cellular component (GO): cytosol; mitochondrion
Molecular function (GO): tyrosine-tRNA ligase activity; RNA binding; ATP binding
Source: RefSeq, a predicted model, not a curated record